AUGACAUCCCCUCUCAAAACAGGCGACGUCGCUUUUAAGAUGGAAUCUGAAAAUCCUACCACGUUCCACCUUUUCCCGAAGCUACCAAUGGAGCUUCAGCUGAUGGUCUGGGAGCAUACUUGGCCAUCAUCCCGAGUCAUCGAAGCGACCCACUAUGAGGACCAAAAGGCCGAAGAAUUUAGAGAACUUGCCAUCUUACGAUUAGGUGGUUCUCUACCAAGAUUUCUAAAAGGGGAUCUUGGUUCUCGGAGCCUGGACGACAAGCCCUUGGAGCAGUGCCAAAACCCCAUCGCGCUUCAGGUUUGCCAUAUCUCUCGUCAACACACCUUGAAAAAGUACACUCCAUUUCGGCAUGCAGAGUUUAAUGCUGGAUCGUUUUACUUUGAUCCUCAGUCCGAUAUCAUUUGGCUCAGUCAAGAUUUCACAGACGAACCACACAACAUGGAAAAUAUCACGGAUGCUUAUGGUAGCCAGCUUCAGAGCAUCAGAAAUGUUCUAGUCGAGGAAUUUGAGUGGAAUGAUUCGACGGCAUAUCGCUAUACCAAGGAUUAUCUUUAUCCAUUUGGCAAGAUACAAAACCUGCUAAUCGUUUAUGGGGGUUUUGACGACAAGGGCAAACUUCUGGUCCUUUGUGAGAAAGACAUUGAUUUCAUGUCAAAAUACUACAGAAAUGAAUACGCACGCCUUGUUGCGAGGGAAAAUCUGGACAAUGGAGUAUCGAAAAACCUUCAUUUUAUCACCAGACGUGCUCAGGCGGUUUAA
This is a messenger RNA of Talaromyces rugulosus, 762 nucleotides long. RefSeq lists its product as uncharacterized. Lineage: Eukaryota; Fungi; Ascomycota; Eurotiomycetes; Eurotiales; Trichocomaceae. The transcript has a single exon. The record is from RefSeq and is a predicted model, not a curated record. Bases 1 to 762 code for a protein of 253 amino acids.